This is a messenger RNA of Myodes glareolus (Bank vole), 4374 nucleotides long. Lineage: Eukaryota; Metazoa; Chordata; Mammalia; Rodentia; Cricetidae. The record is from RefSeq and is a predicted model, not a curated record.
CCCCCCAUUGUUGAGCAAUGGAGUGUUUCUCAGGGAACACAGCAAGGUCACACAGAAGCAUUUGGGCGGGGGACUAAAGCACAGGGUGGUCGCAUUGUGUACUUUCCCAAGGCCUCCAGAAGCUUCAGUAAGUAAAGAGGGUGUGUGGGGGACGGCUGUGGUGAAGCUGACAGUCAGUCAAGGACAUUGCUUGGCCUGCUGUUAUGAGUCUGUAAGGAUAAACAAGCCCAGGAAUGUUAAGAUGAAAUAUUAAGUGACACACAAAAUGAAACUAAAAAGUAUGAAGCAAUGUGUGCAGAGGUGAUAAGAGUUUGAGAUGAUGAACAAGUGUGACGUAACUAUAUGAUAAGCAGACAUGUGUGUUAAUCUAGAAUUAAGAAAGUAAAGUAGCCACGAACAGUAUAAAAACUUGAGGCUCACGGCCAGAAGACAUUCUCAAAAUGACUUGCUAGACAUGCUGUCAGAGCGGUCAUAGAGAAUCCAACGAACCAGCAACUUCACAGCUGAGACCGUCCAAGAGCCAGAGAACUAGCUCUUGCCUGCGGAUCAAGACUUGCUGAUCCAGAGGUCUACAUCGAGAGCCAUGGACCAUUAUCAGGAAUAGGAAGAAUAAUUCCCUGACAAGAGCAGAAAUUGUGGCAGAAACCGAAAACAAUAACCUGUGGAUAACACAAGUGUUUUGUCUGCAUGUGUACCUACACGCCGGAAGAGGACACCAGAUCCCAUUACAGAUGGUUGUGAGCCACCAUGUGGGUGCUGGUACUCAGGACCUCUGGAAGAGCAGCCAGUGCCCUUCACCUCUGAGCCACCUGUCCAGCCCUAUGAAUUCCUUCUUGUGGAACAGGCCUCUGAUUGAAGUAGAAGGGGUUUGGUUAACCCCGUAACAGCUCUGCCACUAUUGCAGUAGGGCACAUCUUACCUGCAGGAACUGUUCUCACUAGGGAGGAUCGAGCAUAAUCCUUUAAGAAGACUUUACUUUCAAAGAGUAUUUCGUGAUCGUAUAGAAUUGUUGCUUUCCGCACAGACCGUCAUGGGGCAAGUGUUGGCGAUCCUUGUCUUUGUACUAAGCAUCGGCUCUCUCAUAAUCUAUUUCAUCAAUUCAAGAGACCCCGUUCGAAAGUGUUCUUCACAUCAAGACAAAACCGUCCCUGUUGAUUUGAGUUUCAAUGUUUUCUUUACUUUUUAUUUUGGGUUGAGGUUUUGGGCAGCUGAAGACAAGAUCAAGUUCUGGCUGGAGAUUAAUUCAAUUGUAGACAUUUUUACUAUCCCACCAACCUUUGUUUCUUAUUAUUUGAAGAGUAAUUGGCUAGGUUUAAGGUUUCUGAGAGCUCUGCGGUUGCUUGAACUCCCUAAAAUCCUACAGAUCCUCAAGGUCAUCAAGACCAGCAAUUCAGUGAAGCUUGCUAAACUCUUGUCAAUCGUUAUCAGUACCUGGUUCGCAGCUGCAGGAUUCCUUCACCUGACCUUUCCUUUGCCAUCUCUCUUUGGACAGGUGGAAAAUUCUGGUGAUCCCUGGCUCAAUGGCAGGAACUCACAGUCUAUGUCAUAUUUUGAGGCCGUUUAUCUGGUAACAGCAACAAUGUCAACUGUUGGCUUUGGGGAUAUUGUGGCCAAGACAACCCUAGGACGGACUUUUAUUAUUUUCUUCACCCUUGGAAGUUUGAUACUGUUUGCAAACUGCAUCCCAGAAAUGGUGGAGCUUUUUACCAGCAGGAAGAAGUACAUCAAGCCCUAUAAAGCAGUCAAAGGAAAGAAGUUCAUCGUGGUCUGUGGAAACAUCACAGUUGACAGUGUGACUGCCUUUCUUAGGAAUUUUCUCCACCAUGAGUCAGGAGCAAUCAACAUGGAUAUUGUGUUCCUCGGAGAGGCUCCUCCGACCUUGGAAUUGGAGACCAUACUGAAGUGCUCCUUGUCCUACACGAUGUUUAUAUGUGGCUCCGCUCUGACGUUUGAGGAUCUGAAGAGAGUUUCAAUGGAGUAUGCAGAAGCUUGCCUGAUUCUAGCCAACCCCUUGUGCAGUGACUUGAAUGCUGAAGACAAUUCAAACAUCAUGAGGGUGCUUUCUAUUAAGAACUACUGUUCCCAUACCAGAGUCAUCAUUGAGCUCCUCCAGUCCCACAACAAGGUUUUCCUGUCAAAAAUCCCCACCUGGAACUGGAGUACUGGUGACAAUAUCAUCUGCUUUGCAGAGCUAAAGCUUGGAUUUAUAGCCCAAGGCUGCUUGGUGCCAGGCCUGUGCACCUUUUUGACCACUCUGUUUAUUGAGCAGAACCAAAAGGUUUUCCCUAAACAUCCCUGGCAAAAAUAUUUCUUGAACAGCUUGAAGAACAAAAUCCUAACACAGCGCCUCUCUAACGACUUUGUCGGGAUGACGUUUCCCGCGGUUUCCCGGCUUUGCUUUGUGAAGAUGCAUCUCAUGCUGAUAGCCAUCCAGUACAGGCCCCAAUUUCACAAUUGUUGUAGUCUCAUACUCAAUCCCUCGGCACAAGUGAAGCUGACUAAGGACACCCUGGGGUUCUUUAUUGCUGAGUCCCCACAAGCUGUCAAAAGGGCCUUCUUUUACUGUUCCACCUGUCACAAGGAUGUGUACACUCCUGAGCUAAUUGAAAAAUGUGAUUGCAAAAACAGCCAGCAACAAGCCCUAGGGCCAGACAUCGUGGUGAUGAAAGGCAACAAUAAGAAAUUCACCUGCAAUUCAGAAAAUCAGAAUUUUAUUUCAAGAGAACAGGAGAGCUUUCUUGCCAGCACAACCUUUGAGAAUAGGGAUGGGGCAUAUGACUCCGUGGAGGACACUGCCGAGCAGCUGGACAGCAGUGGAAUGUUUCACUGGUGCCGAUCAACACCCUUGGACAAGGUGAUUCUGAAACGGUUUGACAAGUCAAAACCUGAGUUUCGGAACCACAUUGUAGCAUGUGUAUUUGGAGAUGCCCAAUCAGCCCUGAUCGGGCUUCGGAACUUUGUGAUGCCCCUGAGAGCCAGCAACUACACCCGGAAAGAGCUGAAGGACAUUGUGUUUCUCGGGGCUCUGGAAUACUUCCAGAGAGAAUGGCGAUUUCUCCAGAACUUUCCCAAGAUACACAUUUUUCCUGGAUCUGCACUCUACACUGGAGAUCUGCAUGCGGUCAACAUAGAGCAAUGCUCCAUGUGUGCGAUCUUAGCAUCCCCGUCCAAGCCACUGAGCAGCCAGCUUCUGGUGGACACUGAGACUAUCAUGGCCACUCUCAACAUCCAGUCCCUGCGGAUCAGCUGCCCUACCCCGAUGCCUCCAGUGCCAGGAGUCAGUACUGCAUCCACCUUCAGUAAAUACCAGGAAAGAAGAUACCAGCAGAUCCCCAUUCUCACUGAACUGAAGAAUCCCUCCAACAUCCACUUUAUUGAGCAGAUGGGUGGAAUGGACUGGGCACUCAAAGGAGCUAGCCUGCAUCUCAGCACUUCCUUCUCCAGGGGCACUGUCUUUUCAGCCAACUUCUUGGAUUCUCUUCUGGCCACGGCCUUCUAUAACUAUCAUGUCCUGGAAUUACUUCAGAUGCUAGUGACAGGAGGUAUCAGCCCUCAGAUGGAACAAUGUUUGGUUCAGGAGAAGUCCUACGGGAUCCAGGCAGAUUGUGCCACAGUCACGUCUAGAAGGUCGCGGUGUAAGCUGGAGCUUCUUUCUUUAGACCAUACCAUCCUAUCAGACAUUGAGCCAAGGAAAACCUUUGGACAACUGUUCUGUGGCUCCUUAGAUAAUUAUGGGAUCCUAUGUGUUGGCUUAUACCGUGUGAUGGAUGAAAAGGAAAAGAACCUGGAACACAAAAGGUUUGUAAUUACCAGGCCAGCUAAUGAUUGCCACCUGCUGCCCUCAGAUCUCGUGUUCUGUGCCAUCCCGUUUAGCACUGCCUGUUACAAAACGGAAAAUGUUUCUUCAAAUCCGAGUCUUGAGAACAUUGCAAAUGUAACGUCACUGACCCCAGGGCGUCACAGAGUCGGCACAGAGGCAGAGAAAGCAUCUCUGCGUUCCAGCUCUCAAGUCUAUCCUUUGAAACUAUUCACUUCCAGUUUUUUCGAUCAAUGAAAAGUAAGAACAGAUGUGUGCUAUUUUUGUUCCCAUUGUUAGUAGUUCACAAGUCGGCAAGCCCACACCGCUGUGGAACAGACCCUCUUAUCCCACUGGAUAAGACGGUAGAUAAAUAAAGAUGCACGUGGUAAAUGGUAUCAAAGGAAAGUCCAUUGCGCUCCUUCCCUCCAGCAAUAAACGGGUUCACUGGAGCUGAAUUAAGAAGUCCUCCACAUGGAUAGAUGGUAAUAGGAACUGGAACCAAUUUGCCUAUGAAUAAGAUCUGUCGCAAGGCAGAUGUUCAUUAAAAUGAGUAUUAUGAAUAUUUUGGGAUCACG